AUGAGCCCCACGAACCUGCGUCCGUCCGUCCCUGACACUGCCUGGACACGCGUGACCGCUGCGCUGAGCAGUAGUUGUCGACCCCCGACGACGACGUCACGCGCCCCGCUGUUCAGCGCCUGGUCAGACUUUGUACCUGCCAAGUUCCUUGCAGUCACUAGUGCGGCUGCUUUGGGAUACUAUGUCGACCAGAAGCUGCUGCUGUCGUCCGACGUGCGGCGCUCUCGGGCACUGGUGCUGGCGCUGCUCCAGGCCAAGCGGUACGCCCGGGACAAUACGCUCGUCGUGGACCUCUUUGAGCAAAGUGCGGCCAAGUGGCCGCACAAGAGCUGUCUCCAGUGUGACGCGCGCGUACUGACCUUUGCACAGGCCGACGAAGCUAUGAACCGCGUCGCGCAGUGGGGCCUCGCGCACCACUUGCAAGUGGGUCAGACCGUUGCAUUGCUCAUGGAAAACCGACUCGAGUUCAUCCUCGUGUGGCUCGGCUUGGCCAAGAUUGGCGUCGUCACGGCCCUCUUAAACACCAACUUGCCACCCGCUGGACUCGUGCACUGUGCGACGAUUGCCGACGCCCGGUACAUGAUCGUGGGCAAAGAGCUUGCGCGGCACCUCCCGCACGUGGCGGCUCAAUUACCACACGUGGUCUACUACAUCUACGGCAAUGGUGACCUCACUGCCGACGCUGCUGCUGCAUAUGUGCCGCAAGCCCUGUCGCUCGAUGCAGAGCUGCAGACGAUGAACACGGAGCAACCGCCGCAGUCGAUUCGCAAAGAGGCCAACAUCGCGACGUCCGACAUGGCGUUACUCAUUUACACGAGCGGGACAACCGGACUGCCCAAAGCUGCGCGAGUGAACCACUUCAGCAUCAUCUUGCGCUCGCUCGCGAUCAAGUGCUCGAUGGAAUUGUCCAUGAACGACCGACUGUAUUGUGCGCUGCCGCUGUAUCACACGUCUGGUGGCAACUUGGCUGUCGGGAUGAUGAUUUGUUCCGGUGCAACGCUGUGUAUCUCGCGACGGUUCUCGGCCAGCAAGUUUUGGGACGAAGUGCGGGCGAAUGACUGCACGGUGAUCCAGUACAUUGGCGAGAUGUGUCGGUACUUGCUCAACGCACCAGCAGUAGCAAACGACAAGGAGAACCGCGUUCGUGCUGCGUUUGGGAACGGAUUGCGCCCCGAUGUGUGGGCGCCUUUUCAAGACCGGUUUGGUAUUCCGUCCGUGUAUGAAUUCUAUGGCUCGACCGAGGGACCGAUGGGUAUGAUCAAUGCUUGUACGUCGAAAGCCGAUCAGGGACAUCUCGGUCGUCGGGGCUUUCUCGUGAAUACGUUUGCAGGCAUUGCAAUCGUCAAGUACGACGUGGAACAGGACGACUACGUGCGGUCGAGUAAAGGAUUCCUUCAGCGAUGUGCUACGAAUGAAACGGGUGAGCUCAUUGUCAGAGUGAGCGAGACCGAUCCCGAGCGAGGGUUCCAGGGCUACUAUCGCAACACCAACGAGUCUCGCAAGAAGGUGCUCACGGAUGUGUUCAAGAAGGGAGACAUGUACUUUCGAACGGGUGACCUGUUUCGAGAAGACGAACGACAUUGCUGGCACUUUGUUGACCGCGUGGGCGAUACGUUUCGGUGGAAGGGCGAAAACGUGGCCACCAAUGAAGUCGAAGAGGCCGUGUCGCAGUUCCCUGGGCUGAACGAGAUUUGCGUCUAUGGGGUCACGGUCCCGGGUCGCGAAGGACGGGCGUGCAUGGCGGCGAUGGUUUUUGACGAAAAGGCAUUUGACAUUCGAGCGUUUGCACAAUUUGUGAAGCAGCGACUGCCAUCGUACGCCAUGCCGCUAUUUCUUCGCAAGCUACCGGUCAUGUCGGUCACGGGCACGAUGAAGCAACAAAAGGCAAAGCUGCGUAAGGAGGGGAUGAACCCAUCGGACAUUGCAGACCGUCUCUGGGUGUUCAAUCGCGACGAGGACAACUACGAGUUGCUGACGAGCGGAAAUUACCACCAAUUGGUUAUGACUUCUCGUCUAUAA
Hyaloperonospora brassicae is the source of this 2019-nucleotide messenger RNA. The record is from the annotation of a GenBank genome assembly. Lineage: Eukaryota; Oomycota; Peronosporomycetes; Peronosporales; Peronosporaceae.